This is a messenger RNA of Drosophila novamexicana, 2562 nucleotides long. RefSeq names its product glycine-rich cell wall structural protein 1.8 (gene Cpr47Ef). Gene Ontology annotation, molecular function: structural constituent of chitin-based larval cuticle. The transcript has 3 exons. Lineage: Eukaryota; Metazoa; Arthropoda; Insecta; Diptera; Drosophilidae. Bases 218 to 2296 code for a protein of 692 amino acids. The record is from RefSeq and is a predicted model, not a curated record. Gene Ontology annotation, cellular component: chitin-based extracellular matrix.
CCACAGCACCGAUUCGCGACAAUUGGUACCCGGCCAAGCAAACUAAAAGCCAUUAACUAGGACUUCCAUAGAUGAGACGCAUUCUCUGAAACUAGCGCGUGCGUGUGUGUGUGUGUGUGUGUGCGUGCGAGUGCGUGUGCUCAAGUGUUGUGCACACACCCCAAGCCAGGAUAAGACUUUACUGUGUUUCUAGGUUUCUACUGAAGCGGCAGACGUGAUGCUGCUGAAAUUGACUCUGCUGACAACUCUGCUGACGCUGACGCAGGCGGCGCGGCUGGAUAACAAAUACCUGCCACCGCCAGCGAAUGCGGCCAGUGCGGGCGGCGGAGCUGGCACGGGACUACAAGGUCCGGGCGGCGGAGGCGGCGGCGGCUUUGGUGGCAGCAAUAAUGGCCUGGGCGGCAUUAAUAACGGACUCGGUGGAUUCUCUGGCGGGGGCGGGCCCAGCAGGCCAAUUGGAGCAGCUCCCUCUCCGCCACGUGCACCCAGCGCUCCGGCUCCGCCCGCCGGCGGACCACCAAUACCCAUUUUGUCCUUUGUAAACGAAAAUGAUGGCGAUGGCAACUAUCGCUUCAGCUACGAGACGGGCAACGGCAUCAAGGCGCAGGAGGAAGGAACCGUGAAGAAUAAGGGCUCCGAGAACGAGAUACCCUCGGUGAUGGGCUCCUACACCUACACCAAUCCGGAGGGUGAACUAGUUGAGAUCUCCUACACGGCAGAUGAGAACGGUUUUGUGCCAUCGGGAGCUGCUCUUCCCACACCCCCGCCCAUUCCGGAAGCCAUAGCCAAGGCGCUGGCAGCCCAGGGCAUCUCUCCCCUUCCUGGCGGUGGCUACAGCGGAGGUGCUGGUGGUGGUGGUGGUGCUGGAGCCGGAGGCGGAGCUGGCGCGGGAGCAGGUGGAUUUGGUGGCGGUGGCCGAGGUGGCGCACCUGGCGGAGGUGGUGCUGGAGCAUAUGGCGGAGCUGGCGGCGGCGCUGGCGGAUACGGAGGAGGUGCAGGUGGUGCUGGAGCUGGCGGAUUCGGAGGUGGCGCAGGUGGUGCUGGUGCAGGAGGAUUUGGUGGAAGCGCCGGUCGUGGUGGCGCACCAGGCGCUGGUGGCACUCCAGGAUUCGGUGGUGCUGGCGGAGCAGGUGGAGCCGGCGGAUUCGGUGGCGGUGCUGGCCGAGGAGGUGCACCUGGCGGUGCUGGAGCUGGAGGAUUCGGCGGUGGCGCAGGUGGUGCUAGUGCUGGAGGAUUCGGUGGCGGUGCCGGUCGGGGAGGAGGCGCUGGAGGUGGUGCUGGCGGUGGUGCGGGAGGAGGUGCUGGAGCUGGAGGCUACGGUGGAGGCGCAGGAGCUGGUGGAGCUGGUGGAUUUGGUGGUGGCGCAGGUCGUGGAGGCGCUGGAGGUGGUGCUGGAGCUGGAGGUUACGGUGGCGGCGCAGGUGCUGGUGGAGCUGGUGGAUUUGGUGGUGGUGCAGGUCGUGGAGGUGCACCAGGAGGUGGCGGUGCUCCAGGCUUUGGUGGUGGCGCAGGUGGGGCUGGAGCUGGAGGAUUCGGAGGCGGCGCUGGUCGUGGAGGUGCUGGAGGUGGCGCUGGAGGUGGUGCUGGCGGUGGUGCGGGAGGAGGUGCUGGAGCUGGAGGCUACGGUGGAGGUGCAGGUGGAGGUGCAGGUGGUGCUGGAGCCGGUGGCUUCGGAGGCGGCGCUGGUCGUGGAGGCGCACCAGGAGGUGGUGGCGCACCAGGCUUUGGUGGUGGUGCAGGCGCUGGCGGAGCCGGAGGAUUCGGAGGCGGCGCUGGUCGUGGAGGUGUUGCAGGUGGUGCUGGAGGAGGCGCAGGAGGUGGUGCUGGAGCUGGCGGUUAUGGUGGAGGCGCAGGUGCUGGCGGAGCUGGUGGAUUCGGAGGCGGUGCUGGGCGUGGUGGCGCACAAGGAGGUGGUGGUGCUUCCGGAUUUGGUGGUGCUGCAGGCGGACCCGCAGGCGGCGCUGGACGUGGUGGUGCACCAGGCGGAGCGGGCGCUCCCGGCAUCGGUGGUGCUGGAGGGGCAGGUGGCGCUGGAGGAUUCGGUGGUGGCGUGGGUCGUGGUGGUGCACCUGGCGGAGGUGGUGCUCCCGGAUUCGGUGGUGGCGCUGGGGCCGGAGGCUUCGGAGGUGGUGCCGGCCGAGGUGGUGCGCCAGGAGCUGGUGGCGCUGGACGAGGUGGCAGUGGCGGCGGCGGCGGCGGUGCUGGCGGCCCUGGCGCACAAUACAUUCCUCCUCUUGCAGCUGGUGGUGGACGCGGCAACGGCGAGUUCGAUCCACAAACCGGGUACAGCUAUUAGAUCGCCUAAGGUCGACAGAUGAAACCUCAGUGCAACGCAUUCUGCCGCUAAUUACCCUUAGUUCUUUGCUCCUAAGAGCACAAGAGAGUUCCCCGCUGUCCGAUAGCAUUACUCUUAAAAUUUCUAUAAGUUUCCUGUCUUCCAAAAUUAAGACUUAGUUCAUAAGCUGACAAGAGAUAAAAGAUAUUUAAGGCGUAUUUCGAAUGUUUCUAUAAUGUUUCCAUUGUUAGAAGCUUCUCACUUGUUGCAAACGAUUUCUAGAAUAA